UUCUUGAUUUAAAAUGUGUACAUCUAGAUGUAAACCCUUAGAAAAUGUAUUGGUUUGACUACGGCGUCCAUUAUUUCCACGAGUGCAUAUAAUAAUAAGUUUUUGGCUUGGUGCUUUUUCAAUGGUAAAAAACAAUUGCUUUUUUGCCACAUAACUUAUGCAUGAAAGCUCCAGUUCUGUUAUAUUUUCAUUUCUUUGUUAUAUAAAUUACACUCUGAUUCAAACACAUUAUCUGUGUAAAACUAUUAUUUCAUUGUGAGAGGUAUGGCCAUGGAAGAGGCACUAUUGGGAAAGAAUAGCGAAGAGAAGACAUGGCCGACGAGGAAUGGUUUAAAGGAGGAGUUGAAGAAGCUGACUUCCAUGGCUGCUCCGAUGGUGGUGGUGAGUGUGUGUCAAUACCUCUUGCAGGUUGUUUCGGUCAUGAUGGCCGGCCAUAUCGAUGAACUCUCACUCUCCGGUGUUGCUCUGGCCAACUCUUUCACCAAUGUCACCGGCUUCAGUCUUCUUAUAGGAAUGGCUGGUGCGAUGGAAACUUUAUGUGGGCAAGCUUAUGGAGCAGGGCAAUAUGAGAAGCUGGGAACGUACACUUACUCUGCUAUGAUUUCUCUGCUUUUGAUCUGUUUACCGGUUUCUCUCCUUUGGAUAUUCGUUGAAAAACUGCUGGUAUUCAUAGGCCAAGACCCUUUAAUCUCUCAUGAAGCUGGAAAAUACUCAAUCUUACUCAUCCCUGCACUAUUUGCAAGUGCUAUUCUGCAAUCACUCAUUCGCUACUUCCAGUGCCAGGGACUAAUCCUUCCAAUGCUCCUUAGCUCGGUUUCGACUUUAUGUUUCCACAUACCUAUUUGCUGGACUCUAGUUCAUAAAUUGGAGCUAGGAAGUACAGGAGCAGCAAUUUCCAUUUGUAUAGCAUACUGGUUGAGUGUUACAUUCCUUGCCUUGUACAUGAAGUAUUCUUCAUAUUGUGAGAAAACCCUUGUUGCAUUUUCGACGGACGCUUUCUUAAGAAUCAAAGAAUUUCUCUGCUUUGCUGUUCCUUCAGCUCUUAUGGUCUGUCUUGAAUGGUGGUCAUUUGAGCUGAUUAUUUUUCUGUCUGGACUUCUACCAAACCCAAAACUUGAAACUUCAGUCCUUACCAUUUGCCUCACAACAACUUCAUUGCACUAUUUCAUUCCAUAUGGUGUUGGUGCUGCUGCAAGCAUUCGAGUCUCGAAUGAAUUAGGAGCCGGAAAUUCACAGGCAGCUCAGAUAGCUGUUUAUGUGGCUGUAGUGGUUGUGGUCAUAGAGGCAGCGGUUUUGAGCAUGAUUCUCUUCUGCUGUCGUUCUGUUUUAGGAUACGCUUACAGUAACGAAAUGGAAGUUGUGGCUUAUGUGCAAAGAGUAACUCCAUUGCUUUCUCUUUCCUUUAUCAUGGACAGCCUCUUAGCUGUACUUUCUGGGAUUGCUAGAGGAUGUGGGUGGCAGGAUUUAGGGGCUUAUUCCAACCUUGGUUCAUAUUACUUAAUUGGAAUUCCAAUAGCUACUAUAUUGGGUUUUCUUCUAAAACUAAGAGCAUCUGGACUCUGGAUGGGAAUAUUGACAGGGUCUACAGUGCAAGUUGUAUUGCUUGUCCUAAUAACAUCCUUCACCAAUUGGCAAAAACAGGCAAUAAAAGCAAGGGAGAGGAUCUUUAAGGAGACAACGAAUGAUAAGAGUUUCUUAGCUUAGACAACAAACUAAUGUAUUUUUGUUUUUCUUUUUGAUUGGUGAUUUUGAACACAGUUUUUUGAUGGUUUGAAAAUUUUGAAUGUAUGUGGAAGGAAUCUCCUGAUAUUUUUCAAAAGUAUGAAAAUUUAUAAUAAAACGAAAGAAACAUAUUAAAUA
Messenger RNA from Ziziphus jujuba (common jujube), 1860 nucleotides. Its product is annotated as protein DETOXIFICATION 14. Gene Ontology annotation, biological process: xenobiotic detoxification by transmembrane export across the plasma membrane. The record is from RefSeq and is a predicted model, not a curated record. The transcript is spliced from 7 exons. Lineage: Eukaryota; Viridiplantae; Streptophyta; Magnoliopsida; Rosales; Rhamnaceae. Gene Ontology annotation, cellular component: membrane. Gene Ontology annotation, molecular function: antiporter activity; xenobiotic transmembrane transporter activity. The coding region runs from base 265 to 1704 and encodes 479 amino acids.